This is a messenger RNA of Gambusia affinis (western mosquitofish), 2369 nucleotides long. RefSeq lists its product as uncharacterized. Lineage: Eukaryota; Metazoa; Chordata; Actinopteri; Cyprinodontiformes; Poeciliidae. The transcript has 3 exons. Gene Ontology annotation, molecular function: hormone activity; endothelin B receptor binding. The record is from RefSeq and is a predicted model, not a curated record. Gene Ontology annotation, cellular component: extracellular region. The annotation marks the transcript as partial. Gene Ontology annotation, biological process: vein smooth muscle contraction; regulation of systemic arterial blood pressure by endothelin; intracellular calcium ion homeostasis.
GAGGGCCCCCGGGCGGCGGAGGGCCCCCUGGCGGAGGAGGGCCCCCGGGCGGAGGAGGGCCCCCGGGCGGCGGAGGGCCCCCUGGCGGAGGAGGGCCCCCGGGCGGAGGAGGGCCCCCUGGCGCAGCUCGUCCACACAGCCCACCGGCGAGAAAAGCGCUGCUCCUGCGAGAACCAGAAAGACAAGGAGUGUAUUUUUUUCUGUCACAUCGGCAUCGUCUGGGUCAAUACCCCGAGCCAGGUGGUGCCGUACGGGUUCGGGUCGGUGCGCCUCCGCAGGGCGCUGCAGCGCUGCUUCUGCACUGACUCACAGGACACAGAGUGUUUCAGCUUCUGCUCUGAGCACAUACAAACACAGGAGGAGAACGCCGUUGUGAAGAGGAAGACUGAGAAGAUGAAGAGCUACAGAACUGCAUUGUGGGAGAAAAGAAACCGGCACGCUCUCAAACACCAGACCUGAGACGGAGGCGCUUCACCGCUAACACCAGCUCUUCAGAACGGAAGUCCUUAAAGUAUCUAAAGCAACUCAUAUUGGACCCUUUAGUACGUGGCGGCGGUCCGGUCGUGUACAGUGACGUUUUUUGUUAAUGUGAUGAUGAUGAUGAUGAUGAUGAUGAUGUUUGAACCGGAGCUUUGAACACUGACAGGCUUUGGCUCACAAAAUGUAUGAAUGUGUGACCUUUGUGUUGACGCCAAUCCGGUUCUUAACUGUUAGAAAACCUCCAAGCUGAGCAUCCUGGGAGUUUCCACAUAAAAACGUCCACAACCUUUUAUGUUUUGUCACAUUACAGCCAUCAACUUCAUUAUAUGUUUUGGUUAUUUUAUGUGACAGGGCCGUUCACCUAAACAGUCUGAGCCUAGAGGGUCAAAGUAUCUCUGGAGGAGCUGCAGAGAUCCACAGCUCAGGUUGUAAAGGUUCAGUACAAAUGUUAGCUGCACACAACAGAUCUGGAAAAGAAUAGAAAAAUGUAAAAAUCUCUCCUGGAGUUUAUGACAAAACAGCAACAAAUAAGUCUCAAUAGAGUUCCAGUUAGCCACUAUAACUGCUGACUUAGAAUGGUCUAGUCAAAGCACAAUUUAAAAUCUGUGACAAAACUUUAAAGUGUGGACAUCCAUUCAGUCUUGUUUAACUCAAGCUCUUUUUCUGGGAUGAUUUGUUCGGGUUCAGGAGGCUGAAUUCAUCCAUGCCAUACUUCUUAAAUUUUUGUUCUUAAAUAAUUUUCCUUCCACUUCACAGUUAUGCACGACUUGAUGUUGAUCCCAGUGAAAUUCAUUUUAGUUUGCAGUUGUUAUGUCACAAAAUGUAAGAAUGUUUGAGGGGCGAAAACACUUUUUAAUCUACAGCGUGUAUGGUGCAGUAAAAGGGACAAAAAUCAGACAAAUGGAAAAUUUGUGUGUUCAGUGACACUAGAUAAGUAUGAACAGCUUUCACCUUACGUAUAAUUAUCCCUGUAGCAUUUGCACCGUUUCCCAUCUGAUUUUUUUCCUUCCACUAAACUUUCUGUGAACAUGCUCAGAUACGACGCUCUGUGAACAACCAGUUUCUUGCUUGGUGUUGCAGAUUAAAUCUGGCAGCUCACCAACAAGAAGUUAUUGGUCUUAACAGCAGCACUUCGUGAUCCAGGAGAACUUUGUGUCCAGUUCAAUUUCUUAACAGAAAAAUCGUUCUGAAUAGUGAUUUGAAUUUUUAUUUGUAUCUCUGACUUUUGUUUCUCUUACUCCAACAUACCACAAUACGCAACAGGAAAAAAAAAAAAAAAAGCUUUUAGGGUCAAAAGUGAAACUGAGUGGAAACAAGUGGAGUUCCUGUUAUUGUUUGCAGUUUUUUUUAAGCUUUUCUUUGGAUUUUGGCUUCUUCUCAAUUUCAGAUGAGUUGUUGUUACUAACUGCUCUUCUGAAAACAAUUUUCCUCCCAAACGUGGUUCGCAGUGUUUGACUGUAAGAUGUGAAUGAAGCUCCUUCAUGCUGGGAUCAACAGCUCGGCUCUGAAUCUCCAUUUUAACAUUCAGAGAAGCUGCUGACAUUUCAGCUUCAACCUGACAAGAAAAUUACAGAUAAACACAGAAAAACUUGUUCGAAGACUAAUUGUACGAUAAUCAGGACUGUGAGGAUUUCACCUGCUGUCAGAGUUUCAGACUCAUCGUGUGAAUAUGAAUAAUAAUAAUGAUGAUGAUAAUAAUAUAUCUGUCUGUAAAGAAAUGUUUUUGCUGCUUCGCAUUACGUUUUUGUAUUUUUUCCAUGAAUGCAUGCAUCAAAGCAGCAGAAACAGCUGUCUGCUGUUUCUCUGUGGUUAUAUCUGCACCUUUGCUUCUUCCUCCGACAUGUUAAAGUAUCCAUGAAGAAUAAUGCACACAGAUGGUAGAGUGUAAA